Molecule: messenger RNA, 3179 nt
Organism: Limanda limanda (common dab)
Lineage: Eukaryota; Metazoa; Chordata; Actinopteri; Pleuronectiformes; Pleuronectidae
Gene: trafd1
Product: TRAF-type zinc finger domain containing 1
Exons: 12
Coding region: 449-2167 (572 amino acids)
Molecular function (GO): zinc ion binding
Source: RefSeq, a predicted model, not a curated record
UCUAGGUCCGUGUGCACAGGGCAAGGAGGAAAUACCGAAGUAUUUUUUUUUUCAGUGCUAGCGUCAAAUUGUUAGUUGUCCGCUGCGAGUUUCACUUUAGUGUCAUAUACCGAGUGGAAUCCCCUGAUACACGGUGAGCUGUCUUCACCCUGCCUGCACCGGGCGGCAGGAGACCAGAACCCCGGCGCAACGUUAGCUUCCCGGCGCUGUAGCCACUUAAUAACACAAAGUUAAAGUUAGCUAGCAUCAAGUUAGCGGCGCUACGUGGUGGUUGCUGUGCCGCGGAUCUGAUGCUAAGCUACACGGCUAGCUGAGGCCAACACGUCGGACAUCGUCCAGCUUCGAGAUGCUCGCCGAUUAAAUUCAAACGGGGAUUUCCUUGCUAGUCUGAGCUAGCACUGUCAGCUAACGCUAGCUACCUGCCUGGAUACACGGCUUCGGUCCAGCCAUGGCAGAUGAAAAUACACAGUUCUGCGGCAAUUGCAAACACGACAUUCCAGAGGGUAAUUUCACCACCCAUGAGAUCCACUGUCAGAGGAACAUCGCCCUGUGUGGGUUGUGUCAGGAGCCAGUGCCCCGGGCCGAUCUGCAGGAUCACAUGCAGCAGGAACACACACAGAUUACAUGCAAGUGCGGUUUGAAGAUUGAGAAGAAUCGUUUUGACGUUCACCAGAGCUCUGAGUGUUCUCAGCGUCUUGUCCCGUGCCAAUUCUGUGAACUGGAGCUCGUUUUCAGUCAGUCCAAAGAGCACGAAGAUUAUUGCGGAACCCGCACUGAGCCCUGCCCAAACUGCAAGUGCAAUGUGAUGUUGAGGGAGCAAGCUGUGCAUCCAGUCUUAUGUGGAAGCCUCACACCGCCCCAAGAGAGGAACAACAGCAGCAGGAUGAGUCGCAGUCCACUUGAGCCGCCGUCCCAAGGGACAUGGUUUGAAGCCCACUCCAUCCGAAACAUCAUAAAAGCCCAAGAAAAAGGCUCCAAGAAUAACAACGUCAGUGCGGCAGAACAACCCGCCUUCCCCCGUAUGUUUGAUCCCAGUGCGCACAACCUUACGAGGGGACCUCAAAGCACAGACGACUGGGAGAAUGCUUCACAGAGAAACACAUUUAGUCACAUGCUGGGGCAGAGAGCUUUUCAGAACAGCAGCUCCACGUGGCACCAUGUUGAUCAGACACGUGACGUGGACUCAUCAGGCCUGGACUACAUGUUGGCUCUCAGCCUGCAGAGUGAUGGAGAGUCAGUGGCCGGAGGUAUAGACAGCAACCUGUGGAGUGAUAUCUGGGAUCACAAGACAUCUAACACCUCAGUGAACUCUGCACUCUCUCUGCCCAACAACAACUACCCGCACUUCACUACAGGGACGAGCACAAGUACAGUACAGGACCACGAUCAAACAGAUGCCUUGCUGCCUUGUGAGUUUUGUGAGGAGCUGUUUCGAGAGGAGGACCUCAUUUUGCAUCAGACUGGCUGCAGCCCCGCCUCCGCUUUUGCGUCUUUCAGCAAGCAUCCCACCUCUCCGCCCAAAGAGGACAGGAUGAGCAGGAAUGCCUCGGGACUGAUUCACAGCCACCCGAACUCCCUCGCUUCAAACAUCCCCACUUUCGCCCGGUCCAUCUCCCCUGCCUCUUACAGCCCUCCAGCCAGUCCACUAGAGGGCGAUGUGGUCAUUCCAUGUGAAUUCUGUGGCGUUGUUCUAGAGGAGGCUAUCGUUUUUCACCAUCAGGACAAAUGUGACAUGCGCCCUCAAACUUCUCAUCCACUGAAUAACAUAACAAAAGCCUCCAUCAGAAAACCACUGAGCCCUGAUAAAUACGCCUUUGGGCAGACGUCUCCAGAUCAGAGAGAAAAGCACCAAGCUGACUUCUUGGCUGAGGACUUUGGAUUCAACCGAGAUGCCGCACCGGGAAACACACCAAGGGAUUGGCAGAGAGGCUUCAUCGGACUGCCGAGUCAAAGCAAAGCGUCCAACAGUGAAGCUUUAGUGAAGAACAGACCUUGGCAGAGCAGGGAAGCAGAAGGGGCUCAAUCAUCUUUCUGUGACUUUGACCCCUCAGCCUCGACAUCUUUUAAGGGACCUCAUCCUCCAGAAAAUAACGAAGGGAGAGGCAACAGAAGUAAUCCAGUGACAAAGUUGCCCAAGAAGCAGAAUGAAGAGCAGCAGGACGAGUGAGAGCAGGAACAUGUGGAGAAAGAGUAAAACCAAAUCUCCUACUCUGUUUUCCGUGAAUCUCUUUGCACACUUGUGAAAAUCAAACAUAUGUAUCUGAUAAGUGCCUGUGUGAGUAUUGGUAUCAUGUAGUUUUAUUAAAGUCGGAGAAGGCAAUUUGGGUUUUAUUCACGCAUAUUCUGCUUUAUUUCCAAAUUUCUUUCAAAUGUUUGUAUGUCUAACAAUAAGCUAAACUGAAUUUUACCCACAGUAAACUUUGAUUUGAUUUUAACUGUACACAGCAUGGCUCUACGAACACAGAGGACAUCCAACACGGUCACAUGACUUUGUGGGAUUGCGUUUGACUUAAUCUUUACUUUGUUACUUCAGCCAAGGACAUGUUGUUUCCACCCGUGUUGGCCUGUUCUCUGGGCAUCUCUCUGUGUUCCUGUUGGCGUCUGCAUCUCUUUGUAACCUGAAGCACUUUGAUAGAUUAUUUUGUUAAAAAGGGCUUACGGAACAGAUUUGAUAAUAUUAUGCAUCUUUGACCAAGAAAAAAACGUUAACUGUAUUAUUUAACAAUUUUUUUUUUAUAUUGAGAAAGAUUUGUCUUUAAUACUCUUCAGUCAUAUUUUAAAUCAUAUCUAUAGAACUGUAGGCGUUGUGUUAUGAUGAUUGGCUUAUGAAGCAAUGUAUCCUGUCCCACCUUCUUUUAAGUAGCUUGUAUAAAUGUUGUGUGUUGUUCCUUUAAUUAUGAUUUAAGAUUAAUAAUAUGUGUUUUAUUCGUCCUCUUUAGAAAGACGUAUCAAAUAGACAGCAUUGUGCCAUUGACAGUUGAGUCUGCAAGCUUCCCCUCUAAUGAAAGACAGCAUCAGAGUUAAAUGGCAUCUGAUCGAGUAGACCGAGUAGAGAGCAGCAACUAAUCAGUGAACUCAUCUGGUGGGGGUCGGCUAUUAAAUGAAAUGACGAGCUGACCUGUUAAAGAACAACUGUCUUCUCUUUGUCUUGUACGGAUAUUAAAUGUUUUAAUAAUGUC